AAUAGCCAAUGGAGAAACGGUUGGGUAGGCUUAUCACAGUUCAAUUAAAGUCACGAUGUAUUGCUCUUUUAAACACAAUCGAAUUUUAGCAAUAAAUACUAAAUCCAUUGCUAAAGGAACAAGGUUUAAGAAAUCAGUUCUUACAAAGCAAUGCCCUAUUUGUUCUCCCCUACAACUAAAUUUGGCUAGAAGUAUAGCUUCGUCUUGUAACAGUUAUAAAUUUCCAAAUUAUGACUAUGAGCAGAAAUUGUGUAGAUAUUUCCCUCAGAAGAUCAGCAUUCCAGUCAUCAGUUAUUCAAGAAGUUUUCACAGUAAUGUGGUAUUAUUUAGUUCAGAACCUCUUAAACCAUCUUCAAAAGUUGAAGAAACUGUACAUGUAUUGAAAGAAAAAGCCAAAGAGCAAUUGAAGUCGGAAACGGUUGCAGCGCCAGUUGAAAAACCAACUGCGGUUGCAGUUCCAAAAAAACCUUUGAAACAGAGAAUUGUAGACGAAAUUGUCCAUUAUUAUCAUGGCUUCAGACUGCUUUUUAUUGACAUGAAUGUUUCAAGGAAGUUAAUUUGGAGAGUUCUUAAUGGGAAGCAACUUACUAGACGAGAGUACAAAUUGCUUGUUAGAACUGUGGGUGAUAUGUUUCGAUUAAUACCUUUUUCUGUAUUUAUCAUUGUACCAUUUAUGGAAUUAGCAUUACCGAUUUUUAUUAAGUUGUUUCCUGGUAUGUUACCCUCAACAUUUCAAACUUCAUCUGAGAAGGAAGAUAAAAUCAAGAAGAAUUUGAAGGUGAAGCUAGAAAUGACCAAGUUUUUGCAGCAAACUUUGGAUGAAAUGGCUGUGUCAAGUAAGGGACAUUCUUCUGUAGCUGCAAAAGAUUUUGCAGAAUUCUUUCAGAAAGUUCGCACUAGUGGAGGAAUGACUACUUCAGAAGAUAUAUUGAAGUUUUCAAAACUGUUUGAAGAUGAGAUUACUCUUGAUAAUCUUCCUCGACCUCAGUUGAUGGCUCUGUGUCGGGUUAUGGAAAUGAACCCUAUCGGUACUACAAACUUGCUCCGAUUUCAGCUGAGGCUGAAGUUGAGAAGUCUUAUGGCUGAUGAUAAGAUGAUACAGAAGGAAGGUAUCAACUCUUUAACCGUUAGUGAACUUCAGGCAGCUUGCAGGGCCAGAGGUAUGCGUGCUCUUGGAAUUUCGGAAGAAAGAUUGAGAGCCCAGUUGGCACAAUGGUUGGAAUUAUCUUUAGAAAAAAAGGUUCCACCAUCUCUUCUUCUUCUUACACAGGCCUUUAUGUUUCCUGAUGCAAUACCUACUGAACAGAAAUUGGCAGCUACUAUCCAGGCUCUUCCUGAUGUUGUUGCUACAGCUACAAAAGCUGUUAUAGGAGAAAGAGAAGGUAAAGUGGACUAUAAGACGAAGGUAGAAGUUGUCAAAGAAGAAAUCGAAAAGAUAAUUGAAGAGAGGAGAGAAAUGCAAGAUGAAGAAAUAAAGACUCAACAAAAGGAAGCAGAAAAACUGAAAGAAGAGAUAAUGGUAGAUCCUGCUCCUACAUUAAUGGGCGAAGUGGACCCUGCUUUGAAAGCUAUCGUAGAUGAUAUCAAGAAGACUGCUAUCAAAGAACAGCCUAAGGAUGAUGAAAUCACAUCUAAAGAUAUCGCUGCUCUUGGUACUGCUAUUGAACAGAAAUUGCUGUUUGAAAAAGAAUCUUUAGCAGAAUUAAGGCAGGAAAUGCAGGAGUAUGAAGAGGAUAUAAAUGAUUUGAAGAGUGCCUUAAAAAUGUCAAAGGAGUUUGAAGAAGUGAAGGAAACGAAGGCAGCUAAGAGGCUAUUUAAAAAAGUGAAUAAAUUGAUCUCGAAAAUGGACAAUGUCUUAGCUAAACUCGAACAACACGAAAAGCCUGCUCAGAAAAAAGAGGGGGAAGACGUACUUCGAAUCGAUGAAUUGAUCGACUCAAUUAAGAGAAUUCAAGGUGUCUCUGAAUCUGCUGGUCUUGACAGACUUUCUGAGGUUUUAAAUAAACUAGAUGCUGAUAGGGAUGGCCUCGUCAGAGUUGAUUGGCUAAUAAAAAUGUUGGAUAUUAUCGGAGAUGAAGGAGUUAAACUUAAUAAGAAACAAAUAAGCGAAUUGAUUGAGCUUUUGGACAAGGAAGAAGCGAUUGAAAUGGAUUUACAAAUAUUGAAGCAACUAAAGAAAGAUGAUGAUAUGGCUAAUUUGAAGAAAGAAUUUGAAAAAAAGAGAGCUGAAUACAUACGAGAAAAACUGUUGUCUUUGAAAACGCUCCCUAUCACUAAAUUAAGUGAUGUAGUAAGUUCAGGAACACCAGAUGACAAAGAGACGAUUAUCAAAAGCGAACCAAAAGUAGAGAAGAAGAUCAAUGACGUAGCUCCAGUUGCUUUGGCAUCAAACGCUCAGCAACAACAAACUGAAAUCAACAGUACAAAUAAACCUGCCAGCGUGGAAGAACCAAAAUCUUCUACAGGCUCACCACAGGAUCUGCGAUAGCAAAAGUAGAAACAUAGUGUUUAUUUCUGUUUUUGUUUUUUUUUUAUUAAUUUUUUUCUUUGGAUGUAUAUAGAUUAACGCUCCAAGAGCUUUUCCUGAAAAUAUCUGUGUAUAUUGGUAAAGGAGUAUUUUUUUUUAAUUAAUUGAUGUAAAAUAUCCCCAAUGUUUCUGUAACAUUUUGUUUUUAUAUUGCUAUAUAUUUUUAUUUUUUAUGAUGAGUAAAAAUGUUGAUAUGAAGUUUCAAUUGUUGAGUUGAAAAAAAAAAAAAAUUAUUUAUUGUAUUAGAAUCAAUGUUAAGAUUUAGUCGUGACAAAAAAAUGCCAAUAAAUUAUAUUGGUAAGGUAGCUAUUAAUAUAGAUUUACAGUAAUGAGCAUUCUUACACAAGCUGAUAUGUGAUAACUUACCCCUAGCUAAGAAAAAUAAGUGUCUGUCUAUUGUAUUGGUUUUGAAAAAUUCAAUUAUCACUUCAAACUUUUGAAUUGAAGUGAAGAAACUAUUUUUUUUUUUUUUUUU
This is a messenger RNA of Nezara viridula (southern green stink bug), 3002 nucleotides long. NCBI's taxonomy places the organism in Eukaryota, Metazoa, Arthropoda, Insecta, Hemiptera, Pentatomidae. The record is from the annotation of a GenBank genome assembly.